Molecule: messenger RNA, 483 nt
Organism: Colletotrichum fioriniae
Lineage: Eukaryota; Fungi; Ascomycota; Sordariomycetes; Glomerellales; Glomerellaceae
Source: RefSeq, a predicted model, not a curated record
AUGGGCAACGUUGUCUCAGUCUUCUCACCCAGUAACGGUCACCAGCUUGAGGGUUCUGCUGCAGAGCUCGAACAGAAGCUGGCCGACCGUGAGGAGACCAUCACUGUCCUCGAGGAGGAUCUUUCCAAGAAGGAGAAACAGUACACCUCCCUUUCCGAGGAGGCCGAAGACCUGCGCAAGAAGAUCCAGGAGCUCGACACCCAAUUGACCUCGACCAAGCAAGAGAACAAAUCACGCAUUGCCACUCUCGAGUCCGAGCUCGCUACCAGCAACGACAAGAUCAACCAUCACCUUCAGGCCAACGGCGACGCCAACACCCAGCGCGCCCAGGAACUCGACAACGCAAACAAGAAGCUUGCCGCUCUCCAGGAGCAGCUUGAUAAGGUUCAGCAGGAGAAGAAGACUCUCGAGGAUGAUCUCGCUGCCGUGAAGGAGCAGCUGGCCGAAGCCAAGAAGGAGCGCGAGACCCUCGAGAGCGCCUGA